GGCGCGGGGUCUCGCGGGCCCCCGCUCCCCUCCGCUCGCCUGGCCCGGACCGGAAGCGGCGCCGCACGGCCUGGGCCUGGCGCGGGGGCGGGCGCCGGGGCCCGGUCGGACAUGGGCAAGAAGCACAAGAAGCACAAGUCGGAGAAGCACCUCUACGAGGAGUAUGUGGAGAAGCCCCUGAAGCUGGUCCUCAAGGUGGGGGGUAAUGAAGUCACCGAGCUCUCCACCGGCAGCUCGGGGCACGAGUCCAGCCUCUUCGAGGACAAGAACGACCAUGACAAACACAAGGACAGAAAGCGCAAGAAGAGAAAGAAAGGAGAGAAGCAGGUUCCAGGGGAAGAAAAGGGGAGAAAGCGAAGACGAGUAAAGGAGGAUAAAAGGAAGCGAGAUCGGGACCGUGUGGAGACUGAGGCAGAAAAAGAUCUUCAAUGUCAGACGCCUGUAAGAUUAGACUUGCCUCCUGAGAAGCCUCUUGCCAGCUCUUUAGCCAAACAAGAAGAGGUAGAACAGACACCCCUUCAAGAAGCUUUGAAUCAACUGAUGAGACAAUUGCAGAGAAAAGACCCAAGUGCUUUCUUUUCAUUUCCUGUGACUGAUUUUAUUGCUCCGGGCUACUCCAUGAUCAUCAAACACCCAAUGGAUUUUAGUACCAUGAAAGAAAAGAUCAGGAACAAUGACUACCAGUCCAUUGAGGAGCUGAAGGAUAACUUCAAGCUAAUGUGCACUAAUGCUAUGAUUUACAACAAACCAGAGACCAUUUAUUAUAAAGCUGCAAAGAAGCUGUUGCACUCAGGGAUGAAAAUUCUUAGCCAGGUAAAGAAAACUCUGUCAUAAAUAGCUGUUGUCCUG
Messenger RNA from Talpa occidentalis (Iberian mole), 849 nucleotides. Its product is annotated as bromodomain-containing protein 7-like. The record is from RefSeq and is a predicted model, not a curated record. Bases 112 to 834 code for a protein of 240 amino acids. Gene Ontology annotation, biological process: regulation of transcription by RNA polymerase II. NCBI's taxonomy places the organism in Eukaryota, Metazoa, Chordata, Mammalia, Eulipotyphla, Talpidae. Gene Ontology annotation, cellular component: nucleus. The transcript has 6 exons.